AUGAAUUAAUUGUUAAAUAAUUUAAAGUUUCAUAAGCCAUUUUUUAAGUUAAACACAGCAUAGAUUGAAAUACUUAAAGAUCCUGUAGACUUUUAUGUGAAUUUACACAAGGGAAUAAAAAGCGCUUAGAAGAGAAUAGUAUGGAGUACUUUGUAUAUUGGAAAUGGAAAUAUGGAAGAGUUUUUAAUAGAGAGUUUGUCGAAUCAAUAAAGAAGAUUUGAGUAGUUAAGGAUUUCAUUAUUAAUGGACUAUUAUAGAGGGACACGAAGAGAUAAGAAAAAUCACACUACACCAAUAGAUCAUUAUCUUCAUUUGAGAAUGCAAAAUUUAUAUGCAAACAAUAUGAAACUUGGAUUAAUGAGACAUCCUUUCCUCCCUCAAAUUGCUAAUAUGUUUGAAGAAUCUGCAGCAAGAGAGAUUUUCAAUGUUCACCAUAUGAAGUGGUAUAUCUUUGAUAAUCGAGUAAUUUUGACCGGAGGUAAUUUAUAAUUAAAUGAAUAGCUAAUUUAUAGGAACAAUACUUUAUUAAUAGAUAAGAUAGAUACAUGGUAUUUCAUGAAGCUAAUGAGAUAGCAGAUUAUUUAGAUGAUGCUUAAUCUGCAUUGCUAUAACAUGCGUAUUAUGUUGACUUUGAUUCUAAUUCCAAAUUUGAUCCUUUGAGAGCUCAACCUUUUAAAAGAUAAUAAUAUUUUAAAGAAUUCCAUCAAACUUGGAAGAUCUUCAAAUUUAGUUACAAAGAAGCUGCUGAAAUCAAAAGCGAUGAUGAAGAAUAUUAAGAAUAGUAAUAAGAUAAAGCAUAAAAGCAGGAGGAAGAAAAUAAUGAUACAUAAUAAGAAUAAGAAUAAGAAGAGGAAUUAUCAUAGGAAGAGAUGUUACAAUUUUAUGAAAGAGAUUUAGUAGUAGAACAAAAGAUACAAGAAAGAAAAGAAUAAGCAAAAUUAAUGUAAAUAAAGUUAUAAUCAUAGUGAAGAUUAAAUAAGAGUUUCAACAAGGGAGAUGUUCAAAACAUUAUUAACAGAUUAGAGAAGGCACUUUAUAAAGAUGAAGAAAGAGAAUUAGAUGAGGGAGAGGAAUGCACUGUUCUAAUUACUCUACACAUUCCAUACUUAUAAACUGAUGAAGAUAAGUUAGUUUUUAUGAGGAUUUUAGAACAUCUAGAUUAAUUUACAUGUAUGAAAUUAUAUUAUAGUAAGAGGUGACUUGGGCAUCUGGAUAUAUGAAUUUUACUAAGACUAUUAUUAAUUUUGUGAAUAAUUGCAAGACUGAUAUUAAGUUUGUAACUGCCAGUCCAGGAGCAAAUGGAUUCCAUAAGGCUGGAAAGGCAAAGUCAUUUAUUCCAUUAUUAUAUCGUAAUUUUGAAUUGGCUAUAGAUAAACCAAUUUUUGAAUACAAAAGAAAUGGUUGGACAUUUCAUACUAAGGGAUUUUGGGCUGAACUUUAGGAUGGUUCCACAAUGACAAUUAUUGGCAGUUCAAAUUAUGCUGAAAGAUCAGAAAAAAGAGAUAAUGAAAUUUAAGCUUAUAUUUUCACUUAAUGUCCAAUGUAUAAAUAAGAUUUAAAAAAAGAAUAAAAUUAAUUGUUCAACUAUGCUGAAAAAAUAACAAAGGAAGAAAUACUCAAUGAUCCUGAAAUCAAAAUCAAUUGGAAAAUUAAAUUAUUAUCCAAAAUUUUUAAAUCAAUGAUGUGA
This is a messenger RNA of Paramecium octaurelia, 1687 nucleotides long. The record is from the annotation of a GenBank genome assembly. Lineage: Eukaryota; Ciliophora; Oligohymenophorea; Peniculida; Parameciidae.